Messenger RNA from Cutaneotrichosporon cavernicola, 333 nucleotides. RefSeq lists its product as uncharacterized. The record is from RefSeq and is a predicted model, not a curated record. Lineage: Eukaryota; Fungi; Basidiomycota; Tremellomycetes; Trichosporonales; Trichosporonaceae. Gene Ontology annotation, molecular function: beta-tubulin binding. The transcript has 3 exons. The coding region runs from base 1 to 333 and encodes 110 amino acids. Gene Ontology annotation, cellular component: cytosol; microtubule cytoskeleton. Gene Ontology annotation, biological process: tubulin complex assembly; post-chaperonin tubulin folding pathway.
AUGGCAGAUCCCCAGGCCCUCAGACAGCUCAAGAUCAAGACUGGUGUCGUCAAGCGCCUCCAUAAGGAGGAGGGCAUCUACGAGGACGAGGUGACGGCCGCCCAGGCCAGCGUCGAGAAGCUCAAGGCGGCUGGUGCUGACGGUGCGGAUGUGCGCCAGGCUGAACGCAUCGUCGCCGACUCGCAGCAGAUGAUUCCCCGCACACGCAAGCAGCUCGAGGAUGCUCUCGUUGCGCUCCAAGACCUCGUGGCCGCGCUGGCCGAGGACAAGGCUGUCGCCGGAUCGCAGGAGUACCAGGACGCCGUGGCUGCGGUUGAGGCGGCCAGCAAAUAG